Messenger RNA from Humulus lupulus (European hop), 1694 nucleotides. Its product is annotated as presenilin-like protein At2g29900. Gene Ontology annotation, cellular component: nucleus; membrane. The transcript has a single exon. The record is from RefSeq and is a predicted model, not a curated record. Bases 158 to 1501 code for a protein of 447 amino acids. Gene Ontology annotation, biological process: protein processing. Gene Ontology annotation, molecular function: aspartic endopeptidase activity, intramembrane cleaving. Lineage: Eukaryota; Viridiplantae; Streptophyta; Magnoliopsida; Rosales; Cannabaceae.
GUAAGUGGCUAUGCAAGUGUGUGUUCGUAGCACACUGCAUCACUUUCCAUUCCCAAUAUCCGCACACAAAACAGCCCCAUGUUACAACUAAAAUUCGAAAGACCAUUCUACCAAAACACCUCCAAAAGCCAAAAUUGAUCCAAUUCUUGAACACCCAAUGGCCCAAAACCAAAGACCCACAAACAUUCUCGACUCUUUAGGGGAGGAGAUUGUCAGAAUCGUUACUCCAGUCUCAAUAUGCAUGUUCAUGGUGGUCAUUUUGGUCUCCGUUCUCAGCUCCGAUAGUUCUUCCUCUGCAAGAUUCAGCACAAUGGCCACCAUGGCAUACACAGAAGCGAGCUCAGAUUCCUCCUGGGACAAAUUUGUAGGUGCCCUUUUGAACUCUCUUGUGUUUGUGGCAGUUGUCACUGUGGUCACCUUCGUGUUGGUCCUCCUUUUCUAUCUUAGAUAUACUAAAUUCUUGAAAUUCUACAUGGGUUUUUCUUCUUUUCUUGUCUUGAUGUUUAUGGGUGGUCAAAUAGCGGUGUUUCUGCUCCAAGAUUUUAGCAUCCCUAUUGAUUGUGUCACAUUUCUAGUAGCUUUGUUUAAUUUUGCUGUGGUGGGUGUUUUAGCUGUUUUCAUGUCAAAAAUGGCAAUUUUUGUGACACAAGGAUAUUUAGUGGUCAUUGGAAUGUUGGUUGCUUAUUGGUUUACUCUUUUGCCUGAAUGGACUACUUGGGCGCUCUUAGUUGCUAUGUCACUUUACGAUCUUGCUGCGGUUUUGCUGCCUGUUGGGCCAUUAAGAAUCUUAGUUGAGCUUGCAAUAUCUAGAGAUGAAGAUAUCCCUGCUUUAGUGUAUGAGGCCCGGCCGGUGACUCAUGAUGAUUCUGGUUUAAAUGGUCGUGUGGUUCAAAGGAGGGUAUGGAGAGAUAGAAGGGAUGACAUUUCAAAUAGUGGGGCUGAUUCCAAUAUAAGUACAAAUUCUGUUUCGGUUGGAAGUGAGACUGAGAAUCAUGGGAUAAGUUCCAGUUUGAAUGUGGAUGAGAAUCAUGAGACUCCAGAUUCGAAUUCAAAUCUAAGUGAACAUAAUGUUACAAGCUUGGUGCGAGCUGAAGAGGGGCAGGUGGUGGAGAGAAAUUCAGAGCUUGUUGUUCCGUUACUUGAACAAAGAAUAAGCGUCCCACGUAUUGCACAGGAAGAACAUGUUGUCACAGUUGAGAAUUUGGUGUUGGAGGGCAUUGGGUUGGCUUCAUCUGGUGCAAUCAAGCUAGGCUUAGGAGAUUUCAUCUUCUACAGUGUGUUGGUAGGGAGGGCAGCAAUGUAUGAUUUUAUGACAGUUUAUGCGUGUUAUCUUGCAAUUGUGGCUGGUCUGGGUAUCACUCUGGUGCUAUUGGCUGUAUACCAGAAAGCUUUGCCAGCUCUUCCAGUGUCUGUACUCCUCGGUGUAUUAUUUUACUUCUUGACCCGGUUUCUGCUUGAAGCUUUUGUUGUAGGAUGUUCUUUGAACCUCUUGAUGUUCUAGAAAUAUGAACAGUGUCAUUGAAGUUUGAUGCUCAAGGCACAAAUUAUCAUAUAGUGAAAUUGAUUAAGUCUUGCAACCUAUACACUUUGUAUCAGUUGCUUUCAUAUUAUAUGUCCAUUUUAUUUGGUCUACUUGGUUUAAUAACGUUGUCAAAUUUAUUAAAGUAAAUAACUUUGAGACUCUAUUUCAACAA